AUGGGUGCAAACCAGUCGAAUAUGCCCCCCGGGGCCGGCGGUGAUGGCAAGGACAAGAAAGAUAAGAAAGACAAGCCGAAGUAUGAGCCUCCACCACAACCCACCACUCGCAUCGGCCGGAAGAAACGCAGGGCAGCCGGUCCCAAUGCUGCUGCGAAGCUGCCGACCGUGUAUCCAUCUGCAAGAUGCAAGCUGAAGUACCUCCGAAUGCAACGAGUCCACGAUCAUCUCCUGCUAGAAGAGGAAUACGUAGAGAAUCAAGAGAGAUUACGAAAGGGAAAGGCCGCCACCUCGCAGCAGCCCUCCAGUGCGGGAGGCGAUUCGGACGCCAUCGAUCGCAAUGCGGACGAGCGCUCUCGAGUGGACGAUAUGCGCGGCAGCCCGAUGGGUGUCGGGAACUUGGAAGAGUUGAUCGAUGACGAUCAUGCCAUCGUUUCGAGUGCGACCGGGCCGGAAUACUACGUUUCGAUCAUGUCGUUCGUGGACAAGGACUUGCUGGAACCUGGGGCGAGCAUUCUUCUUCAUCACAAAUCCGUGUCGGUCGUCGGCGUCUUGACGGACGAUGCUGACCCGCUGGUCUCGGUGAUGAAACUCGACAAAGCGCCGACGGAGUCGUAUGCCGACAUUGGAGGCCUGGAAUCACAGAUACAGGAAGUCCGCGAGGCGGUGGAACUGCCUUUGCUUCAUCCGGAGCUGUAUGAAGAGAUGGGUAUCAAACCACCGAAGGGCGUGAUCCUCUACGGUGCUCCAGGAACCGGAAAAACACUGCUGGCGAAGGCGGUUGCUAACCAAACGAGCGCCACCUUCCUUCGCAUCGUCGGUAGCGAACUGAUUCAGAAGUACUUGGGGGAUGGACCUCGUCUGGUCCGCCAGCUCUUCCAGGUCGCCGCCGAGCAUUCCCCUGCGAUUGUUUUCAUCGACGAAAUCGAUGCCAUCGGCACGAAGCGGUACGAGUCGACCUCCGGCGGAGAGCGCGAGGUUCAGCGAACGAUGUUGGAACUUCUCAAUCAACUCGAUGGUUUCGAUGACCGUGGCGAUGUGAAGGUGAUCAUGGCCACGAACAAGAUUGAGACGCUCGAUCCCGCCCUGAUCCGUCCUGGUCGCAUUGACCGGAAGAUUCUAUUCGAGAAUCCCGAUCAAAACACCAAGAAAAAGAUCUUCACAUUGCACACGUCGAAGAUGUCACUGAGCACUGACGUCGAUCUCGAUGAGUUCAUCAACCAAAAAGACGAGCUGUCUGGCGCCGACAUCAAGGCGAUCUGUUCGGAAGCUGGCCUCAUGGCACUGCGCGAGCGACGAAUGCGCGUUCAAAUGGCCGAUUUCCGUUCCGCCAGGGAACGGGUCUUGAAAACGAAGAGCGAGGGCGAACCGGAAGGGUUGUAUUUGUAG
Molecule: messenger RNA, 1389 nt
Organism: Eremomyces bilateralis CBS 781.70
Lineage: Eukaryota; Fungi; Ascomycota; Dothideomycetes; Eremomycetales; Eremomycetaceae
Product: 26S protease regulatory subunit 4
Exons: 4
Coding region: 1-1389 (462 amino acids)
Biological process (GO): proteasome-mediated ubiquitin-dependent protein catabolic process
Cellular component (GO): proteasome regulatory particle, base subcomplex
Molecular function (GO): ATP hydrolysis activity; proteasome-activating activity; ATP binding
Source: RefSeq, a predicted model, not a curated record